This is a messenger RNA of Drosophila novamexicana, 780 nucleotides long. RefSeq lists its product as uncharacterized. NCBI's taxonomy places the organism in Eukaryota, Metazoa, Arthropoda, Insecta, Diptera, Drosophilidae. The coding region runs from base 122 to 457 and encodes 111 amino acids. The transcript has 2 exons. The record is from RefSeq and is a predicted model, not a curated record.
CAAGACGUUGCUUGAUAAUACGAGUCGCAUUUUAUAUAGAGACAGACGCGUGCAGCAUCUAGUAUAUAAAACAAAGCUGAAGCUUCGUUUAGUUCUAGCGCUUUGUUUAUAUAUUAAAAUCAUGAAAAUUAUGCUAUCUAACAAAACAUUGCACAAGUUUCUGCUGCCGCUGCUGCUGCUGAUGCUCGCCAGCGUAUGGAGCCAGCCAUUAAACAAGCAGCCGGAAACUGAAGGGUCUGUGGCCCAACGACCCGUAUUUCUUAUUGAAAACAAUGUGAACGCUGAGGACGCGAAGAACUAUCAAAUAACGAUACCAAAAGAAGUUAAGCCCGGAGAGCCAUGUUUGACGAUCAGUUGGAAAACCAACCCGGAUGGCAGUGGGCCGGAUGAUCCCAGAAUUUAUAUGGUAGACGGCUACUUUAAGAUCAUGCCAGCCACGGCAAAUAAGCAACAAUAAUCAGUUGGUUAAGUUAUGCGUCUAAGCAUUUCAACAUAAACAUUUCAUAUAUGAGAACCAAUUCACAUGGAUCGUUGGGCCUAAGUGUCUUCCCCUCCGGACUCUUUAAACUGCCAAGACUCAACUUGUUGAUGGGAUAAACAUCUGUGCCCACAGAACGAGGGGGCUUCUAGACGGAAGUAGCUACGGCUACAGCUUAUACUGUUUUUGCAGACAUCGAAAUUAGAUGAUCUAAUCCUGGUAUAAAACGCAUCGCAUCUCUAAUAACACACCACAACAACACUUUCAUUUAAAAAUUUAGUGUCCUUAAAAAAAGGUUUUGC